Messenger RNA from Drosophila subpulchrella, 3991 nucleotides. RefSeq lists its product as uncharacterized. The record is from RefSeq and is a predicted model, not a curated record. The coding region runs from base 148 to 3534 and encodes 1128 amino acids. Gene Ontology annotation, molecular function: DNA-binding transcription factor activity, RNA polymerase II-specific; RNA polymerase II cis-regulatory region sequence-specific DNA binding. Gene Ontology annotation, biological process: regulation of DNA-templated transcription. The transcript has 4 exons. NCBI's taxonomy places the organism in Eukaryota, Metazoa, Arthropoda, Insecta, Diptera, Drosophilidae.
UCAGUUUUUUUUUUUACCCAAAGUUUUUGUCUGCGUAAUGUAAAUUGUAAUGCGGAAUUAGGAAGGCCUGUGCCCACAAACGGAAGACCGGCAGCCGGAAACCGGCCCCUGGAACCCCCUGGAACCAACUGGAACCAGGAACACACGAUGAGCGAUGCGGCCUACCCGGGAUUCUACGGCAACCAGCUGCACUUGCUCCCGCUGUCGCAUCCGCACCCUCCCCACCAGCACCAGGAUCUGUCGCUCUCCACGCCGGUGCACUCCCUGGAGCAGGACUCCACCUUUGGGGGCUUCUUCGACGACGAGCUGGUCAUCGGAUCGGGAUCCUCAGCUGCCAAUGCCACCGCCUCCGGAACUUCGGUUUGGCUGCCCGAUGGCGCCAUCCGAUCCCCAGAAGCGGCGGCGGUGGACGCGCUGCCCAGUCUUGGCAUUCCCUUUGUCCAGAUCCAUACCACGGAUUUGCAGCAGCAGCCGGAGAAGAGCUACCGCAAUGCCUUUCGGCGGCGCACCGCGGAAAUCAAGUCGGAGGCGGAACUGAUCAAAUCAGAACUGGCGGAGGCGGCGGCCAAGGAGCGCCUGAAUGCCACGCCCACGCCACCCACUCGGAACUCCAGCUGCGCCAGUGUGGAGGGCAAGGCGAUGGUGCAGGACAACCCACCUCUAAUCCUGCGCUGCCCCAACUGCCCGUUCCUGAGCCUCUGCCAGGUGCGCCUCCAACAACAUCUUCACCUGGCCAACUGUUACAUGGAGCAGCAGAGGAGCCAGUGUCCAGGAUGCUCGAACAUCUUCUAUAGCAGCGAAUCCCUUACCAUGCACCUCAGCUUGGACCACCAAAUGGAGGAGAACGAGGCACUAGCUCUGGUGAGCGGAAAACCCAACGAAGCGCAGAGCAAAAAGCAGACACAGAUGCCACAGAACCAAAACAGACCCAAGAGUCGCAUCUUCAUAAAGAGCGUGGACUGCCUGCGGGAGCCACUGCCGGAUUUCCCGCCCCUAAUGCCGGAUAGCGGGUCGACGGGUAACAUCCUGGACCUGUUGGAGGGAGUGGCGGUGGGUGCAUCACCCAGUGAACAGACCAUGCCGCCAGCUCCUGCUGCCAGCGUACCCGCUCCGCCGCCAAAGCCCAGCCAGAAGAUCUCCAUCAAGAGCGUGGACGUGCUCAGGGAGCCCGCCUUGCUGCCAUUCGACUUCCAGCUGCAGAAUCAUCCGCUCAUUACGGACAACAGCCUCCUCGAUGUUCCAGUCGUGGGAGUGGAGCCGGAGAAACCGCGUCAGCCGAAGAUUUACAUCCGCAAUGUGGACAUCCUCAAGGAACCAAUGGUUCUGCCCUCCGCUCUACCCAGCAUGGGAUUCAACGGGAGCAUGCCUGCGGUAGUGGACCCCGAACAAAUUGGACUAGCUGUAGGAGCAGAUGGUGACGUUUUCCAGACAGAGGCACUGCUCACGCCGACUUGCCCGCUGCCUGGAUUCGAGCCCAGCCUCGCUCCGCUGGCCCAGAUGUGUUCCGACGUCUUUCCCUUCGAUUCUGUGCUGAAUGGCAAUGGAGGACCUGUCUCCAGCCUUGAAAACACACGCUUCAGUGCCUUGGACCUAGAUUUUGGCGUGGAUUUCGUAUCGGAUGAGACCCCGCCGCCUCCUCCACUACCGCCUCCUCUCAAUGAUCAACUGACGGCAAUGGAGCCACAACCUGUGCAGCUGGAGCACUACUUGCCUCCGACUGCUCCCAUUCCCACCAAACAAAAGAUCUUUAUUAAAAACGUGGACAUUUUGAAGGCACCGCAGAGGGGCACCUUGCACCUGCGAACCGUGGACGAACUAAACUUGAUGAAUCGCACUGAAGUGGAACACUUGAUCGUGCCCAAUCUGGAACCGAUGGCCAUGACCAUGAUGGAACUGCCGUCCGUGGAGCAGACACCUCUGGAGCUGGAUUCUCAGCUGGAAAGGCCACCGCAAACGCUGGGCGAGUUCCAACCCUCGAUCAGCGGGAGUUGGCCCAGCGAGGAUGGUUACGACCUGGCUGAGGAUCUCGAGUGCUGGCCCUGGAUGGAGGAGGCUGUGCCAGAAGCUGGACUCGGACUGCCUACUCCCUGUGAAUUGGGCGAGGCUCCGCCACUCGAGGGUUUGGAGCAAGCUGCAGAGGACCUGCUGGUCAAGGACUUUUCUCAGUCAUACGCCCCACCUACGGAGGACUCGCCAAGCGCAGGAGAAGCAGCAAGCGGAGGAGGGGCUGUACCACCUCUGGUGCCGGUAACAUCCUCUGGAGGGACAACAUCUGUGGCUCAAAGCGGACCCGUAUGUAGUUUGCCUGUUCCGCCGCUGGUUCCGUUGGCAGGCGAGUCGACAGCUGCAGCCGAAAAGCCUGCCCGCAUCUAUGUGGCAAAUAAUCUCCUUCCCACCGCCUUGGAUCCACCACUAUUGGGAGGCGGUACCUCCGUCAGGGGACGUCCCUAUGGAGCCAAACACUCUGGGGGAACGGCUGCCAAAAGGAAGCCUCCCCAGGGACCAAACCAAGUGCCAGAGGGCGGCAAGUGCCUCGUGGAGGGCUGCAUGUUCCGCUUCAAGUCGCCUGCCACCUUGGAGUACCACGGCAGGUGCCACAAUGGAGCCCUUAGCUCCACUCAACCGAUGGUGUGUCCGGAGUGCAAGUCCAGCAACUUCAGCAAUUGGAAUUGCCUGCACACUCACCUGUGGCGCACCCACCAAAUCGACAUGGAGCUGUACUCGUGUCAGUUGUGCAGCUUUAAGACGCCCAUCUACUCGCGCCUGGUGAACACCCACGCGAAGAUCCACUCGGAGGAGCGGAACUACAAGUGCGAGCAGUGCGGCAAAGGGUUCAAGAACACCAAGCAGCUGAAGAACCACCGUCGACUGCAUCGCACGCAAGGAUUGGGCAUGGGAAAACCGCUGAACGAACAGAUUUUCCCCGGUGCAGAAGCCAAUCCUGUUGUGAUGCAUCGCUGCGAGGAUUGCGGAGCUGCCUUCAAACAGAAAAAAACCCUGAGGGAGCACCUCUGCAAGGAGCGAAACGAACAGUUGGAGUGUCCCGAGUGCCAGCGCGUCUUUGGCUCCAAGAGCAGUCUGCGGCUCCACCUGCGAAGCCACCAGGAGCAGAAGCGCUUCCGCUGCGAUGCCUGCGACCAUGAGGCCAGCGACCACAACGCCUUCAGGCGGCACCUGGCCACGCACAAGGAGAGGAAGAGGUACUCCUGUCCACACUGCGACUUCCGGGCCAUCCAGAGCACUGCCUUUCGGAUACACCUCGAGAAGCGCCAUCCAGACCAGGAGCUGUCCACAAUUAUCUACAAGUGCGACCAGUGCAGCUUCACCAGCAUCAAUCAAGGUCUGCUGCAGGUUCACCAGGCCAAGCAUGAAGCCACAAAUCACAGUCAAGCAAUAGCUCCAGCUUCAGUUGCUGUCCAGGCGGCAAAUCAAUCACAGAUCAAGGUGGAGAGCAGCCUGGUGCUCGCACAUUCCAGUACAAACGUGGUGAAGGAGGUGAUCCUGGGUCAGGCGAAUGUCCUGCAGGCUACCUAGGGACGCGGUCCUCCCCUCUGUACAUAUUCUACGGAUUAGAUUGUGCGCGAACCAAGUGCCGCGUAGUUUGUAACGAGUUUUAUACCAAAUCUGUACCAAUGUUACUAGUGUUAAGGAUGCAGGAGAGAUCACUUCAAAGGAGAAAUUUGGUUUUUGUGCCAAAAUCCACUUUCUUUAGCCUUCUCUGAAGAAGUAUUUUGAUGGAUUUGAAAGUGGUAUACCAUUUAUCCUUUGCAGUGAUGUUCUAAACUUCGGAUUCCACCGAAGAUAUUUUCUAUGACUAUCGAUUUUCUGUUUUUGUACAAGUUUACUUAGAAAUGUAAGAAUCUGUUCUUGUACAUACGUAUGUAUAUAAAGGUUAAUUGGGAAAGGCUUUAUUAAAUAGAACUUCAGUUUGAUUCCCUAAGUGUAUAUAGCAAGCUCAGAACAGAAAUACAUUUACAAAUCUCAAACCCAA